Molecule: messenger RNA, 1934 nt
Organism: Arvicola amphibius (Eurasian water vole)
Lineage: Eukaryota; Metazoa; Chordata; Mammalia; Rodentia; Cricetidae
Gene: Rcsd1
Product: RCSD domain containing 1
Exons: 7
Coding region: 169-1362 (397 amino acids)
Biological process (GO): protein localization to endosome; retrograde transport, endosome to Golgi; skeletal muscle contraction
Cellular component (GO): WASH complex; early endosome
Molecular function (GO): retromer complex binding; phosphatidylinositol phosphate binding; actin filament binding
Source: RefSeq, a predicted model, not a curated record
GGCAGUCCCGCAGCCGAGCGCAGCCAGGCGCGCGCCGCCGCCCACUCGCCCAGAGCCUGCUGCAGUCCGGAAAGUGGCCCGGGCUGAGAGCAGAGGGGGACAGCGGGGAUCGUGAGCUCCUGCCGGAGCGAGCGGGCGUAUCCGCCGCCGGAGGUCUACCUGGAGGACAUGGAGGAAAGAUCGGCAGAGACCAACUCCAAUGUGGACAGCUCAGCACAGCCUUCCGUGGCCCAGCUGGCUGGACGGUUCCGGGAGCAAGCGGCUGUAGCCAGAGAGACACCAGCCAGUAAACCAACAAGAAGGAAACCGCCCUGCUCCCUCCCCCUGUUCCCCCCCAAGGUAGAGCUGGGCCAGAAUGGUGAGGAGAAAUCACCAUCCAACACCAGCCACCCACCUAAAAUCAAGGUGAAGAGCUCUCCGCUGAUUGAGAAGCUUCAGGCCAAUUUAGCCUUCGACCCAGCAGCUCUUCUGCCUGGGGCUUCACCCAAAAGUCCUGGGCUCAAGGCCAUGGUGCCACCAUUUCACAGCCCCCCUCCCACACCCAGUAGCCCCGGCAUCCGGUCUCAGCCAGAAGCAGAAGAGGUACCUGUGAGCUUUGACCAGCCCCCGGAAGGGACUCACCUGCCUUCUUACAAUAAGGUGCGGACUCGAGGCUCAAUAAAAAGACGUCCUCCCUCCCGGCGAUUCCGGCGAUCACAGUCAGACUGUGGGGACCUUGGAGACUACCGGGCUGUGGAGCCAUCUCAGGAAAAUGGUGCCAGGGUAGAGAAUGGCGAUGAUGUGUUCCCUAGCAAGAGCAAGGCCCCCGGGUCUCCCCCACCCAACCAGGAGGCCAUGGGAGAUGGGGUAGAGGGAACCCUGGGAUCCACAGAAAAGCCUCCUCGAAGGAGCUUGUGCAACAGCACGGAGAAGCCGGAAGAAUGUACUGGAACCCCAGAGGAGGCCAAUGCAGGAGAGAAGGCUGGACAGAAUCCAGACACAGCUAGCCAGGCUGGACUGGAGAUCCCAGAACCACCCCAAACCUGCAACACAGAGGCUGAGAAAGGGUGCGAGAGUCAACUAGAGGGGACAGAAGCUGGAGAGCGUACAGACGCUGGGACGGCCACAGAAGGGACAGCUUCUGAGGAGAGUUUGGCAGAUGAAGAGGAGGGGUUUGGACAGAAAAGCCCAGCUGCAAAGACACCAGAGGAGGGAGCAGUCAGGGAGAAAGCUCCCCAAAGUCCGGAGCAAAAGGAGGGGCCACCUCUGGAGCCAGGCUGCAGCCCAGGGGUUGACAAUGCCCCAGCAGAGAACAGCAAUGAGAUCCAGAAUACUCAGGAAGCCUCCACGGAUGAUAUCCCCAUCGAGGAUACACGAAUGUAAUGAAGAGCUCGUGGUGCCGGUGACGAAGCCACUGGAGACAUCUCCCUGGAAAUGGCAGCGUCAAUAGUAGCGGCAGCAGCGCGUGAAGCCACGGCAGAAGCAGAAUCACUGAGCAUCUGGAGUCGGCCCAGGAUGCGGGGCGAAUCAUCCCCUGUAGGCCACCGCAACUGUCUCCUCAUUGGAGAUUAGAGUUUUAUCAACUUGAGUUUGUGUCAUUUGAUGGACUUGACACAAUGUGAAAUGUACUGAAAGCAAUUGGCUGUGACGACAGUACUGUUGACCCCACCUCUUCCUGCAGCUGACCUCCCGACUAGGCUCUGGUUGAGCUUCUGUAAAGUUGCGGCCUUUUUAUUGUUCUAAACUUUUUAUGGCUCUCAGAUGUAACUUAAAACUAAUUUCAGGUAGAUAAAAAAGAUAGUCUUGUGGAAAAUAAAAUCCUCUAAGUUACAGAAGAGCUGAAAGCGUAUCAAAGCCCUCGAGGUGAUCUUUCCGCUUACUCCAAUGGGGAAAAGGCCAACCAAUUUCAAAAGCAGUGGACUCAAAGAGAUAUUUAUUAAAACCUUUACAAACUU